Mercenaria mercenaria is the source of this 2112-nucleotide messenger RNA. RefSeq names its product two pore potassium channel protein sup-9-like. Gene Ontology annotation, molecular function: potassium ion leak channel activity. The record is from RefSeq and is a predicted model, not a curated record. Lineage: Eukaryota; Metazoa; Mollusca; Bivalvia; Venerida; Veneridae. Bases 363 to 1460 code for a protein of 365 amino acids. Gene Ontology annotation, cellular component: membrane. Gene Ontology annotation, biological process: potassium ion transmembrane transport; stabilization of membrane potential. The transcript is spliced from 4 exons.
AAUGCGCAGUUUGACAGCUGCAUAAUUUAUAUUCACGCUAAAAUUCUCAUCUUGUUAAGCAAUAGAGGCGAGAGCUGUAGGCAGGUCUGGAUCGAUUGUCUGUUUAUAUAUACAAAAAGAGGAAGAAUAAUUCCCUGUGUACUGGCGAAUCGAUUUCCUAUAGCCGCUUAACAAACGUUGGGGAGAUGUGAGACGCCGAAUACUCGGUCAAGAUAUGACUGCCUUGAAAAUCACGGAAUUACAGACCGACAUAGCGGAUAUUUUGUGAAUGUGUGCUAUGGAUUUUGCUCCUAAAAAUAAAGGAUACAGAAAUGAAGAUCGAUCAGCGCGUCUUUAAAGGAAAGAGCUGAAAGACCUGACCAAUGAAAUCAAAGAUCAUGAAGCGCCAGAACGUGCGCACACUGUCACUGAUUGUGUGCACGUUCACGUACCUGCUGGUCGGGGCGGCGCUCUUUGAUGCCUUGGAGUCAAGAUUUGAGGUUGAAUGUCGUGAUGAUUUGCUCGCAGAAGAAAUGACGUACAGAAAUAAAUAUAACAUGACGACCGAGGACUUUGAGGCCCUGCGUAGAAACGUGGAAAGAACGGUUCCCUACUACGCCGGUGUACAGUGGAAAUUUAGUGGCUCGUUCUAUUUCGCUCUCACCGUUGUAACGGUUAUUGGUUACGGUCACAGUACACCACAGACGGUUGGCGGGAAGAUCUUCUGUAUGUUUUAUGCUGUAGCUGGUAUACCGCUCUGCAUCAUCAUGUUCCAGAGUGUUGGAGAGAGACUCAAUGUUUUCAUUACUUACACAUUGAAGAAAAUCAGAAAAUGUUUAAAGCUCAACAAUAGAACUGUUCCAGAAACUCAUGUGAUUUUAGUCACAAUGAACCUGUCAAUGCUCGUGCUGUCGUCUGGUGCGUUAAUGUUUGACCAUUACGAGCACUGGGGAUUUUUAGACUCGCUGUACUAUUGUUUCAUAACGCUGACAACUAUUGGGUUUGGAGAUUACGUAGCACUUCAAAAGGACGAUGCUUUGCAAGAUAAGCUCCAUUAUGUCGUGUUUAGCCUGAUAUUUAUUUUGUUUGGCUUGACAGUAAUAUCUGCUGCUAUGAAUUUGCUGGUGCUACGAUUUUUAACGAUGAAUACCGAAGACGAACGAAGAGACGAACUCGAGGCUGCCGCAGCUGCGCAGAACGCCAUUCACCUAGAUGGUGACGUAAUAACAUCAAACGGCAACGUGCACGUUGUAUCAAACGCGCAAGAGCGUGCAGCUGUCGAAUACAGCGAAGUGAUAUCGGUAUGCUCGUGUUCCUGUUAUAAAUGGAGGUCAAACCGAGGUAAAGAAACUCAAAAUAACCGACGCAGAAGUCAGUCAAUUUUUACGACAACAAGCGGGAAGAACAACUAUGGCCGAGAUGAUAGCAGCGAUGAAGGGGACUCAUUCCUUUUGUAUCACUCUAAACGAAAUUCCCUCUGAAAAUAAUCCUUCUGAAAAUAGUCCUACGAAUAUACCCGCUCGCACAUCCAAAACCUCUCGUUACGGCAGGUUUCUAUACUAGUAAUUGAUUAUCAUGCAGUAACAUAAACAAAACUAUGACUACAACAAAGGAUGUUUUUGUAGUUCUUUCAUGCAGAUAUAGAACAUUUUGAAUGAGGAUUAUGUGGGUCGUCCAAACCGUUCUGUAUUCUGCGUGAUUGCUAUGCGACCGGAGCUACGCGUAACGGAUAAAUAUGAUUUGCAUAAUUAUACUUCCGCGAUGGUCUAGAAGAAGAUACAACGCUAAGAUGGUACUUGUGAGAAGUAAAGCAAACAAUUGUGUAUGAUCCAGGUUUUACAAAUACCAUGAUGACAACCAUAUAAAACUUUUAUUGUAACAUUCCAAAAUUUUGUGAUCAGGUUUACAGCUCGCUUGUAUAUUUUUUUAGAGAUGGCAAACAGCGUGCCAUAUAGUCGCAGUUAUGUCAAUUUAAUCACAACUGCACACUUUUUAAAAACAGUUUGUCUGCAAUAAUUGGUAAAACUGCUUUAAAGCUACUCGUUUACAGCAGAUUGGACAUCAUCGUAUAUGUACGCACAGUUUGACAUUUUUGUGUACCAUAAUAUAUUUGUGAAGUGUGGGAAUAACACA